Bombyx mandarina (wild silkworm) is the source of this 543-nucleotide messenger RNA. RefSeq names its product Ribosomal protein LP1 (gene RpLP1). Lineage: Eukaryota; Metazoa; Arthropoda; Insecta; Lepidoptera; Bombycidae. Gene Ontology annotation, molecular function: structural constituent of ribosome; protein kinase activator activity; ribonucleoprotein complex binding. The record is from RefSeq and is a predicted model, not a curated record. Gene Ontology annotation, cellular component: ribosome; cytosolic large ribosomal subunit. Gene Ontology annotation, biological process: translational elongation; cytoplasmic translation.
AUAACCUCCUUUCCUGUUUCUCUUUGUUGUCAGAACUCAAACGUGCUUGUUCUCUCUUGAGCUAAGGCCUACGGCAACUUGCACGUUCAAAACUAAAAAUGGUGUCAAAAGCUGAAUUAGCAUGUGUUUACUCUGCUCUCAUCCUGGUUGAUGAUGAUGUUGCCGUAACUGGUGAGAAAAUUUCCACCAUCUUGAAAGCGGCGGCUGUAGAUGUAGAGCCAUAUUGGCCAGGUCUGUUCGCCAAGGCCUUGGAAGGCAUCAAUGUCCGUGACCUGAUCACCAACAUCGGCUCUGGAGUGGGCGCUGCUCCGGCCGCUGGUGGAGCGCCAGCCGCUGCUGCUGCAGCCGGCGCUCCGGCCGAGGAGAAGAAGGAAGAAAAGAAAGAGGAGGAACCCGAGGAGUCCGACGAUGACAUGGGCUUCGGUCUCUUUGACUAAGAAGCUUUAUGAAGAAAUAAAAAUAUUCCAUUUUGUCUAUUGUAAAGCUUUUAUGUUAUAAGAAACUGACUUUAUUAAAAUAAGUUAAAUAAAACCAUUGUCUUUU